Molecule: messenger RNA, 1710 nt
Organism: Chrysemys picta bellii (western painted turtle)
Lineage: Eukaryota; Metazoa; Chordata; Testudines; Emydidae
Gene: PPP1CC
Product: protein phosphatase 1 catalytic subunit gamma
Cellular component (GO): nucleus; cytoplasm
Molecular function (GO): protein serine/threonine phosphatase activity
Source: RefSeq, a predicted model, not a curated record
CCACCAAAGCUUCCUGAGAAGGGACGGCGGCCAUUUUGUGCGGUGCUGGGUCGCUGCUGAGAGCGGCGGGAGGGAGGCAGGCGAGCGCCGGGCCGGCGGGCAGCAGGGCGAGGCGGGGUCCGCAUUGCCGCUGAGAGGCGAUGGCGGAUAUAGACAAGCUCAAUAUCGACAGCAUCAUCCAACGGCUGCUGGAGGUGAGGGGUUCAAAACCAGGUAAAAACGUCCAACUUCAAGAGAAUGAAAUUAGAGGACUGUGCUUGAAAUCCAGAGAAAUAUUUCUCAGUCAGCCUAUUCUACUAGAACUUGAAGCCCCACUUAAAAUAUGUGGUGACAUCCAUGGACAAUACUAUGACUUACUUCGACUCUUUGAAUAUGGAGGUUUUCCACCAGAAAGCAACUAUCUAUUUCUUGGUGACUAUGUUGAUAGAGGAAAACAGUCUUUAGAAACAAUUUGUCUCUUAUUGGCCUACAAAAUCAAAUAUCCUGAGAAUUUUUUCCUUCUUAGAGGGAACCAUGAAUGUGCCAGCAUUAAUAGAAUUUAUGGAUUUUAUGAUGAAUGUAAAAGAAGAUACAACAUUAAGCUGUGGAAAACUUUUACAGACUGUUUUAACUGUUUACCAAUUGCAGCCAUUGUGGAUGAGAAAAUAUUCUGCUGUCAUGGAGGCCUGUCGCCAGACCUUCAGUCAAUGGAACAGAUUCGGCGAAUUAUGCGCCCCACUGAUGUACCAGAUCAGGGUCUUCUUUGUGAUCUGUUAUGGUCUGACCCUGACAAAGACGUCUUAGGAUGGGGUGAAAAUGACAGAGGAGUGUCCUUCACAUUUGGUGCUGAAGUGGUUGCAAAGUUUCUCCAUAAACAUGAUUUGGAUCUUAUAUGUAGAGCUCAUCAGGUGGUUGAAGAUGGGUAUGAGUUCUUUGCAAAAAGGCAAUUGGUAACUCUGUUUUCUGCCCCAAAUUACUGUGGAGAAUUUGACAAUGCUGGUGCCAUGAUGAGUGUGGAUGAAACUCUAAUGUGCUCUUUUCAGAUUUUGAAACCUGCAGAGAAAAAGAAGCCUAAUGCUAGCAGACCUGUAACGCCACCAAGGGGUAUGAUCACAAAACAAGCAAAGAAAUAGUAAAUUUGGUACUGCCUAGUUGGGACUUGUAUUAUAGUAUAUAACCUCCAUUUUUAAAACUGUAACGUGUACUGUUCAGCUUGCUCAAAAUAGAUAACGUGUUUGUGGUUUUUCAUUUUGAUUUAAUGAAUGACAUUUGCUGGUUGUAACAGCAAAUGAAAGACUUUUCUCCCCUCCCAAGAAGAGUUUUUAAAACUUCCCUUAUGUCGGUGUUACAGCUGUACACUCCACAGCAUCUUAUCCUGUCAUUAUGGGUAAUUGUACAACUGACUUUUUUGAAUCUGUACAAUGAGUAGUGUAAAUGCUUGUUUUCUUCUUUAGGAACUAAAGAGGGCACUAGUGUGCUGUGAGAUUAGAAAUUUGUUACUGUCUGAAGUUACAUACUGUUUAUACCACUGUGAACUUUUUUUACUUUAAAAAUUUGUUUUAAAGGGAUUGCUUUUCUUUUAAUGUCUUGUCAUGUACACAUUAGUUUUAUUGCUGUCAACAUAAGAAAUAAUCCUCAACCUGACCAGCAUCACUGGUAUGAUGUAUAUUUAAUUAAAGCACACUUCCCCUCCCAUAUGCUUUAAAUGAAAAUUAAAGCCAUUAUUUUAAA